UUUUUUUCAGGAUAGAAGAGUGCUUCCUAUGCAACGAUGAUCGUAUUCACUUUAUUUCUUGUUUUCUGGUAUUUUCCGGACAAAGUUGACUCGACAAUUUCCUGCUAUUUCUGUCAAGGGCAACCAGCGUCUUUUUGUUUACAGAAAAAAGUAACAUGUCCUCCAGAUCACAUGUGUUUUAUGGAGUCGAUAACUUCCAGUAGGAAUGAGACUUUGUUUGUGGCGGGAUGUCGUACUAGAAAAUUAUGUUCAUGGAUGGUCUCCCCUGUUGGAAGACGAUCAAUCGUAGACCAGUGUGCCCAAUGCUGCGAUGCUACGUCAUCACCACUUUGUAAUGGGCGUCUAUGUAAAUUCAACGAUAAAGGUAAAUGCCGUGUGUGUUCAGGGCUUCAUCAUGAUGCGCAAAUCUGUCCGAUCUCUCAAUGUGCCGACAACGAGAUGUGUUUUACUGGAACAAGAUAUAUAGGAGGAACCAUGUUAAGAGUGUAUGGCUGUGAAAGUACGCGAAUGUGUGAAGCUCUGGCCAGAGCCAUUGCAGCCACUCAUCCCAGUAGACGUAUCGUUGAUGGCGACCAUGGUUUACACACGUGUGAUGCAUGCUGCAACGGUAACGACUGUAACGCCAGGGAUUGCGAAGACCUUGCCAAAGGUGGAUUAUUGUUUUUAUUCUAACUCAACAUUUGAUAUCGAAAUGCCUCUUUUACUUAAUACGACAGCACAUGUUACUGGAUAACAACUGUACACUUCUAUGUUAAUAUAAACAUACACUUCUUUUUAUGAAAUAAAAAAAGAUUAAAAAUAA
Messenger RNA from Saccostrea cuccullata (small rock oyster), 802 nucleotides. RefSeq lists its product as uncharacterized. The record is from RefSeq and is a predicted model, not a curated record. Bases 37 to 672 code for a protein of 211 amino acids. Lineage: Eukaryota; Metazoa; Mollusca; Bivalvia; Ostreida; Ostreidae. The transcript is spliced from 8 exons.